This is a messenger RNA of Aspergillus steynii IBT 23096, 513 nucleotides long. RefSeq lists its product as uncharacterized. The transcript has a single exon. The coding region runs from base 1 to 513 and encodes 170 amino acids. The record is from RefSeq and is a predicted model, not a curated record. Lineage: Eukaryota; Fungi; Ascomycota; Eurotiomycetes; Eurotiales; Aspergillaceae.
AUGUCCGAACAAAGUAACGAGCCCAUCAUCUCGUCCCAGAAUCAAGCACCUGAUACGCGAAAAACUCAAGAUGAAAUCGAGAAGGCCCUGGAAGAAGCAAGGCUGAAGAAAUUCGAGGAAGACAAAGCACGAAAGGAGAAGGAUAAAGGCUCCUGUUCUCGCUGGGCCCCUGGAGCCUGGGACGCAGCUCGCGCAGAUUUUGCAGCCGGAAAGAUACCGCCAGAGCCAUGGUUCCCUAUAAUAAUAAACGAUUACAUGACGCCGGAGAAGAUACGGGAGAUUUGUGGCCUUCCAUCACCGCCGACAAUUGAAUGGACGACUACCGCGCCGUUUGAAACAGACUAUACCAGCACAACAAAGAGGGUUCAGUACUGCACUGUCCACGGCUGGGAGGCAUCUUGUUUAAUCCGUGAAGCGUCUCAUGGAGAGAGUGUGCUAGUUUGGUUCAAGGACGAAAGACGUUCUGCUUGGCAGGCAGCCGCAGAGGCGUUAGAAAGCGAAGACGAGCGUUGA